AGGACCAGCGUUGUCUUCACAUGCAGUCCCGGGACCACAGCCCAUGCAUGGCCCCUCAGCAGACAACAUAGUGGGCUGCUGGGAAAGAUCGGAGCAAGUGAGCAUCCUCCUCUGCGGUCACAGCAUGAUUUUCUGGGCGAAGUCCCGCAUUGGAACGCAGCUGGGGCUCAGUCAGUGGGCCUCAGUGCGGUGGCUUGGGCGCCGGGGGAUGCGUUGGGACGGUCUCCUGCCUACCUUGUUCCAGUCGGCUGUGGACCGGGCGGUGCCCCAGGUGCUGGUCAUCCACCUGGGAGGUAAUGACUUGGGCCUGUUGAAGGGCAAGGCCCUGAUCGAACAUGCAUGUAGUGACCUCCAGGCCAUUGCGCUGCGCUGGCCGGGGGUGCACUUGGUAUGGUCUGACAUCCUGCCGCGCAGGACGUGGAAUUGUGCUGGUGACCCACAGGGAAUGGGCAGGGCUCGGAAGAAGGUUAAUAGACAGAUUCAGAGGGCCAUCAAGGGCCUGGGGGGUUCUGUCAUACACCACCCAGAGAUCAAGCACGAUAGGCUGGAGUUGUUCAGGCCAGAUGGCGUGCACUUGACUGACGGGGGCAAUGACAUCUUCCUGAUGGACCUGCAGAGGGGUGUGCACCAGAUUCUUAUCGGGUGUGGGGUAAAGGGAGACUAAGCAGAGGCUUGUCCCCCUUUUGUGGCAAGGAAGCGUGGGGGAAAGGUUAAAAGGGAAAGGGCAGCUAGGUGACACCUUUAGGCACCUUUGGGGGUGAUUGGCGGUCCGGGAGCCUGCACC
Molecule: messenger RNA, 784 nt
Organism: Rhineura floridana
Lineage: Eukaryota; Metazoa; Chordata; Lepidosauria; Squamata; Rhineuridae
Exons: 2
Coding region: 44-664 (206 amino acids)
Source: RefSeq, a predicted model, not a curated record